Messenger RNA from Amborella trichopoda, 1086 nucleotides. The record is from RefSeq and is a predicted model, not a curated record. Lineage: Eukaryota; Viridiplantae; Streptophyta; Magnoliopsida; Amborellales; Amborellaceae.
GGCACACUGCUCUCCUCAUUAUUGCGUCAGAGCAAAAAACUUAGAUACAAUAAUCAUGGCUAAAGGAUAGAGCUUCUACCUCGAUAUUUAUAGGAUAAUUCUGGUUCUUGCUGGGCUCCAUGGAUCAAACAAAAAGUUGGAUGUGGACUUCAACGAAACCUAGCCCUAAUCCUCAUGACCCAUCUCCUAGAUUUAGAGAAACUCCUUGCUUUCCUGAUGCUUUUUCUUGUGAUAUUUGGCCUCCAAGAUCUUAUUCUUGCAGCUUUUGCAAGAGAGAAUUUAGGUCAGCUCAAGCUCUUGGUGGCCACAUGAACAUUCAUAGAAGGGAUAGGGCUAGACUGAGACAGAGCCAGUCUGACCUCCAAACUCAAAACCCUAACCCUAACCCUAACCCUAACCCUAACCCUAACCCAGAUCCUAGCCCUGAUGGGAGCCCCAAGUCUUUCUUUCUCUUCCCUUCUUCUGGUGCAGCACCCACUCUCUCUCUAACACAACAACCCCUUCAUCACCACCUUUCACCCAUUUAUUCUUCACCUUUUUCUUGCUCUUCAUCUUCACCAUCUUCAACAACUGAUGUUAAGGGCUCACAUCCAUCCAUGAAAUCAGCCUCUGAUUCCUCCCACUUCAAAGAGAGCAGAUUUGGGUUGUUAGGUAAAAGAGAGGAGGUAGAGGGGUCCAAUGAAGAACGAGCGGUCAUUCGAAGACGAUUUAUCGACACCACUUUGUUUAUUGGGCUAAGAGGUGAAGAUUCAAUUGAGGAUUUAGACCUCGAGCUUCGGCUUUAAUCUGAUUCCUCCAUGGAAACGCAAUUCAUGAUCCUGAUUAGUCUUUCUCUCUAUGUCCAAUGCUUUAUCUAUCAUAGAAACGAAAGAAAUUUGAAGGUCCACUACUCUCUCUCAUUAUAGAAAGCUAAAGGAGCUUUGAAACUCCAUUAAUUUCUCUCUCAUGCUGCUAUUUUUGUGGCCUUCUCAUUAUAGAAAGCUAAAGGAGCUUUGAAACUCCAUUAAUUUCUCUCUCAUGCUGCUGUUUUUUGUGGCCUUCUCCAAGUGAAUGUGAGACUGCCAUGAUCUUCUUCAGCUGUAAAAA